AUGUUUGCGAAGGCCAUAGUUGCAUGUGCGCUGCUGGUGGUGGCGCAAGGAGGUUUGAUAGCUUCCCCUCAUGGCGCCAUCUCAUCUCAAAGCAUUGUCUUGGGCCACCCAGCACCAGCUGUAGCUGCUGCACCAGCUUAUGGAUAUGGUGGUCUUGGCUAUGGACUAGGUCACGGAGCCGUGGUUGCGCACGCACCGAUUGUCCAUGCACCUUUGGCCCACGCCGUUGCCCCUGUUGAAGUAUAUGCCCACCCCCGCUACCAAUUCAAUUACGGUGUAGCCGACGGCCACACUGGUGACCAAAAGAGCCAAUGGGAAUCACGGGAUGGAGACGUGGUCAAGGGUCAGUACCAGCUAGUGGAACCUGAUGGUACCAUCCGCACUGUCAACUACUCCGCUGAUGACCACAAUGGAUUCAACGCGGUGGUGAGCAGACAAGGACACGCAGCGCAUCCUGGACCUGCAGUCGCUGUAGCGCACGCUCCCCUCGCAUAUGCCGGUCAUGGCGGUCUUCUUCAUGGAUAG
This is a messenger RNA of Pieris brassicae (large cabbage white), 525 nucleotides long. RefSeq names its product cuticle protein 19-like. Bases 1 to 525 code for a protein of 174 amino acids. The transcript has 5 exons. NCBI's taxonomy places the organism in Eukaryota, Metazoa, Arthropoda, Insecta, Lepidoptera, Pieridae. Gene Ontology annotation, cellular component: extracellular matrix. The record is from RefSeq and is a predicted model, not a curated record.